AUAUAAUGUCAAGUUGCAUAAGUGACCAAGAAGAGUUCAUUGUUUAUUCCAAUGAUGGGGAAUAUCCAAUUUCCUACCUUGCUAAAGAAUACGAAGAUGAAUCCUCCAGAGAUGCCUCGACUUGCCCAAAGGAAUUAUCAAAUUCAGAACUCGAGGAUGUCGUUAAGCGAAUAAACUUCCAAGAAGAAAUUUCUGAUGAAGUUAGCACUGAAAAAUACCUGGGAAAAUAUGUUUUGGAUAAUAAUGGAGUUACAGAAAAUUUGGGAAGCAAUUUUGUUCUAAAUUUCCCAAAGAGCAAGAAAUCUGAACAAAAAUGGCAAAACUCACAGACUUCUAUAUAAAUGAUUUCUCAAAUUACCUUGAGGCAGUGUGUCCCUUCAGUUCAGAAAAUCCCCAAGACUCUAGGAUAAGCGUACCUGAAGAAGAAAGAAACCUUUAUGAGACCCUUCAAAAUAUCGUAUCAGAACUCGAUGAGGUAGACUUGUUGCAGAUCAAGCUACCUCAAGCUGAAGAAGAGGUAAAACAAGAUGGCUUAGAGGAGCUGAAGACUCAAAGAUCCUCCACACAGUCUAAGCAUCUCUUUAGGAAGGACAAUAUCAGAAAGGCCACCAUUAGAGCGCUAAAUUAAAGUAGUCAAGACUCACCUUGACAGAUGCUUGGAAAGAUAUUAUCUCAGAACUGGGAAGGAUCUGAAGAGUUGCUUCCUCCAAUAUAAAAAAGAGGUCUUUGACUGCUUUAAAACUUGCAUGGAGGAGGUCCUAGGAUACAGUCUACCAGACAUUGACACCAAAGAAGUUUAUGCUAUAUUCUUCGAUCUUUGCUUAAGAAAGAAGAACGCAAUGAAUGCGAUGGUUAACUUCUCUAGUAAAUGCGAGAGAAAGCACAUUUCUGAAGCUCUUAAGAGAUAUAAAAAGCAGGGCAAAGCUUACAAGAAGGAAGACGGAGAGUAUUGAUUUAGCCAUGUUGUAAUGGAGAUCGCAAGGAAACUGUAUGUCUCGAGCGAUGAAUAUAAAGAAGUGUUCAAAAAUCAAGUCCUUGAUACCAGAAAGAAAAUUGGAAUUAAAGACAGAGAGGCUUAUUUAAAAGAGUUGAUUGAAGAAAUGAACUUCAUCAACUACGACGAUAAUAAUUUAUUCAUAAACGUCAUUUACUAA
This is a messenger RNA of Moneuplotes crassus, 1154 nucleotides long. NCBI's taxonomy places the organism in Eukaryota, Ciliophora, Spirotrichea, Euplotida, Euplotidae. The record is from the annotation of a GenBank genome assembly.